AUAUAGAAGUUGAUCGCGUUGUGUGUCUGUUAUUAUUGUGGGGGGAAAAGUGAUCUUUUUUUUUAGAUGUUUUCAAAAUGCAAAUUUGGUGGUGAUUAUUUGAAUCCAUUUUAUGAUGAUUUGAGAAGAUCUUGUUGCAGGUUCUUGUUGUUCUACUGUAUGGCGGUUUUAGUUUCAUAAAUGUUUUAGGUUCUUUAUCAAACUAGACCUAUCUAACGCGUGAAGUCAUGUGGUUGAUCGAGCUUUUUAUAGCAGGAAAGUUGAGAAUAGGUUAUGAUGGAUAAAUGAUGUUUUCCUUGUACAAGAUAUUUUAUGGAAGGUUGAGGAAGAAAUCGAGUCUUAUGGAUGGAGAAAACCUUUUUCUGUGAUGAAUGUUAACUGAAUGGGAAGGGAAAAGAGUUACCAAGAGCAUAAGUGGUAUUUGGAAAGGAGAAAAUGGAGAAUCAAUAGGCACUGAAUCCAUUUAGCUGGCGAUUUGAGCAUGAAUAGUCCAUUCAGGUUCUCAAGGGAAAGGUUUCUGUGCCUCAUGCCGAAACACCAAAAGUCUGGGUAGUUUGAAUGUCGAAAACUCGAUGGCUACUGACCCAAAAAACUUGCGCGUGAAGUUGGUACUGUUAGGUGAUUCUGGUGUGGGUAAAAGCUGCAUAGUCCUCCGGUUUGUUCGUGGCCAAUUUGACUCUAACUCAAAGGUAACUGUUGGUGCAUCCUUCUUAUCACAAACACUAGCCCUACAAGAUUCUACAAUGGUGAAGUUUGAAAUAUGGGAUACGGCUGGCCAAGAAAGGUAUGCCUCGUUGGCCCCUCUUUACUACCGGGGAGCUGCUGUAGCUGUUGUGGUAUAUGAUAUAACGAGUGAAGAAACAUUCAGAAAGGCAAAAUAUUGGGUCAAGGAACUUCAGAAGCACGCAAGUCCUGGUAUUGUCAUGGCAUUGGUAGGAAACAAGGCUGAUUUGGAAGAAAAUAGAGCUCUAUCAUCCGAGGAUGCCAUGGAGUAUGCAGAGGGGAAUGGCAUGUUCUUCAUCGAGACAUCGGCAAAGACAUCAAAUAAUAUCAAUGAACUUUUUCAGGAGAUUGCUAAGAGGCUUCCUCGGACAUCUUAACUGUGAGAUUUGCCAGUGUCGAUAUUGAUUCGUCUUGAUUUGUUAAGAGGCUUCCUCAAACACAAGAUUUGGCUUUCUAUAUGAGAAAUCAUUGUAUGAUUUUUUUUUAUGUGGGACAAUGAAAUGGAAAGAUUGAAAAAUAAGAUCAUUUUUUUCUCUCGUGAUUUUCGCUUAAUGUAGAAAAAAAUUAUGUAGAUAAUUUAGACGAUAAUUGUUGUUUAUGUUUACAUUUGGGAAAUCUUCCCAAGU
Zingiber officinale is the source of this 1349-nucleotide messenger RNA. Its product is annotated as ras-related protein RABF1-like. Gene Ontology annotation, molecular function: GTP binding; GTPase activity. Lineage: Eukaryota; Viridiplantae; Streptophyta; Magnoliopsida; Zingiberales; Zingiberaceae. The record is from RefSeq and is a predicted model, not a curated record. The transcript is spliced from 8 exons. The coding region runs from base 573 to 1100 and encodes 175 amino acids.